Messenger RNA from Lonchura striata (white-rumped munia), 1679 nucleotides. Lineage: Eukaryota; Metazoa; Chordata; Aves; Passeriformes; Estrildidae. The record is from RefSeq and is a predicted model, not a curated record.
CGCUCCGCCGCCCGCCGACAUGGCCGCCGCGGCUGCCGGCCGUCACUUCCGGUCCGCGCCGCCGCCGCUUCCGGCCGCUGCCAUGGCGACGGCGCCGUCGCUUCCGGUUGUUGCCACGGGGCGCCGCCGAAAAUCACCGAAUUUAACCCGUUCCCCGCCUGAAAAACACGGGAAAAGUUUAAUAAAGGAGACGAGGAGACAAAGAUAAUAAGGCGAAGCCUCAGGGGAGGCCUGUGCUGCUGUGAAAACCAAGGAUGUGACGCUGGGGAUGAUCAGAGGAGCUGAACUGCUCUGUUUCCUGAAAAACACAGGUUUGUUUGAGCUGGCACGAGGUGUUUGUAAAUCCAGGGAACGCCCUUUUUUAUUUUUUCCUUAUCCAGGUGCUAAUGCAGGUGUUUCGUUGACAGGCACGGGAGUCUCUGCAGGAUGGCAACUGCUCAGAAGCAAAGGAGUUCGGUGAGUGCAGUUGUAUUUCCCAAGAAAAUAGCCACGGAGCAGCAAUCCCUGAUGCUGGUGAAGAGGCUCCUGGCAGUGGCAGUGUCCUGCAUCACGUACCUGAGGGGAAUCUUCCCUGAGAGUGCCUAUGGAACCAGAUACAUGGAUGACGUCUGUGUCAAAAUUCUGCGGGAAGACAAAACCUGUCCUGGCUCUACCCAGCUGGUGAAAUGGUUGUUAGGAUGCUACGAUGCCUUGCAGAAGAAAUACCUGAGACAGAUUGUCCUAGCAGUCUAUACCCAGACAGAAGAUCCUCAGACAGUCACAGAGUGUUACCACUUCAAGUUCAAGUACACCCACGAUGGGCCACUCCUGGAUUUUGGCAGCAAGGACAGGAAGUCAGACUCCACCAUCAGCUGUGCAGACACCAAGAAGGCCAGCAUCCUCCUCAUCCGCAAGAUCUACAUCCUGAUGCAGAACCUCAGCCCCCUGCCCAACGACGUCUGCCUCACCAUGAAACUGCUCUACUACGAUGAGGUUACACCCCCUGAUUACCAACCUCCAGGGUUCAAGGAGGCCAAGGACGAGGGGCUGCUGUUCAAGGAGGAGCCCAUGUACCUGAACGUGGGGGAAGUGCCAACACCUUUUCACCUGCUGAAGCUGAAAAUCACAACUGAGAAACAGCGCAUGGAGAAUGUUGAUAAGAGCAUCCUAAAGCAGGGGGAGACUGCUGAGCCUCUGCAGGUGGCAAAAGAAGAGAGCCAGGACAUGGAUGAGGAUCCUGGCUUGGAUAACGAAGUGGAAGAUAAGAAUAAUGUGAAUAUUUCAGAAGCUCAAGAAAAGAAUUCAGCUGAUGAAGAGGAAGCUGGAGGGCUCCAGACUCCCCUCAAUGUUUCCAAUCCUCAGGUUGAUCAUUUGACCCGUAAAACAUCUGAGCUGAUUGUGUCAGAGAGCAGGACAAGAAGUGGGAAGAUAUUCCAAAGCUGCAUUGUGCACCAGGCUGAGCUCUCCUCCAGCCAGGAGGUGCUGCCCAAAAGGAGGAAGCUCAGCGAGCCCAAGGAACAGUUUUAGUUGCCCAAAAGGAGGAAGCCCAAGGAACAAUUUCAGUUGCCCAAAAGGAGGAAGCCCAAGGAACAGUUUUAGUUGCCCAAAAAGAGCAAGCUUAAUGAGCCCAAGGAACAGUUUUAGUUGCCCAAAAGGAGGAAGCUCAACAAGCCCAAGGAACAAUUUCAGUUGCCCAAAAG